This is a messenger RNA of Gadus chalcogrammus (walleye pollock), 2827 nucleotides long. It is a transcript of the gene tmc2a, whose product is annotated as transmembrane channel-like 2a. Lineage: Eukaryota; Metazoa; Chordata; Actinopteri; Gadiformes; Gadidae. Bases 1 to 2799 code for a protein of 932 amino acids. Gene Ontology annotation, molecular function: mechanosensitive monoatomic ion channel activity. Gene Ontology annotation, biological process: vestibular reflex; detection of mechanical stimulus involved in sensory perception of sound. Gene Ontology annotation, cellular component: plasma membrane. The record is from RefSeq and is a predicted model, not a curated record. The transcript has 21 exons.
AUGCCGCGGAAAACAGAUGUCAGCCAGCUGGAGGAUGUCGGAAUAGACAUAGACACGGAGCUGAGCAACAGCGACGAGGAAGCCCCAAAGAGAGCAAAGAAAGGAGGAAGAGGAGGAGGAAGAGGGGGCAGAGGUCGCGGUAAAAAGGCGGCCAGCGAGGAAGAGGAGGACGAAGAUGAGGUGCCGGCACCGCGGGGUCGAAGGGGCGGGAACCGGAAAGCGGCACGCAAGGGAAAAGAUGGCGACGAUGAGGAUGCCGACGAUGACGAUGACGAAGACGGCAAGGGCCCUAAGAAGCAGAGCGAGGAGGAGGAAGACAAGAAGGGAGCCAAAGGGAAGAAAAAAGGUGGGAAGAAAGGGAAGGACGAUGAAGAGGAUGAGGAGGAAGGAGGCAAGGGUGAUAAAGGAGCCACGGGCAAGAAGGGAGCCAAGGGGAAGGGGAAGGCUAAAGAGGACGACAAGAAGAAGAAGAAGAAGGGAGGAGGUAGCAGCUCAUCCAACUCUGACGAGGAAGACUCCAUGUCGGAGGGUGAGAUGGCCAAGCUGAUGGAGGAGGUGGAGGAGAAGAAGAAGCUCAUCGCCACCAUCAGGAACAAGCCCUGGCGGAUGCGGAGGAGGCUCACCCAUCUCAGGGAGUCUCAGCAGUUUGUUGAUAAGUUUGAAGGCGCUCUAGGCAAAGGGAAAGGCAGGAAGUGGUAUGCUUACAAAGUGAUGAUGAAAAAGAAAUGGAUCAAGUUCCAAAGAGAUUUCGAGAACUUCAGAACAGCGUGUAUACCGUGGGAACGAAAGAUUAAAGAAGUGGAAAGUCAUUUUGGCUCAUCGGUGGCUUCCUACUUCAUCUUUCUGCGGUGGAUGUACGGCAUGAACCUCGUGCUGUUUGGCUUCACCUUUGGCUUGGUCGUAAUCCCAGAGGUUUUGAUGGGCCUUCCGUAUGGGUCUAUCCCCAGGAAGACGGUGCCCAGGGCAGAAGCGGACAGUGCCCAGGACUACUCUGUCCUCAUGGACUUCAACGGCUAUUGCAAGUAUUCCGUGCUUUUCUACGGUUUCUACAACAACCAGAGGACUAUUGGGUUGCUCCAGUUCCGUCUUCCCCUGUCGUACCUCAUGGUCGGCAUCGGCACCUUCGGCUACAGCCUCAUGGUCGUGAUUCGAACGAUGGCUAAGAAUGCAGAUGUAGGAGGGGGCGAUGGGGAGGACGGGGAGUUCACCUUCGCCUGGAAGAUGUUCACCAGCUGGGAUUACCUCAUCGGCAACGCGGAGACGGCUGACAACAAGUACGCCUCCAUCACCACCAGCUUUAAGGAGUCCAUCGUGGACGAGCAGGAGAACCAGAAGGAUGAGAACAUCCACCUGCGGCGGUUUCUGAGGGUCCUGGCCAACUUCAUGAUCAUCUGCAGCCUUGGGGGGAGUGGCUACCUCAUCUACUUCGUGGUGAAGAGGUCUCAGGAGUUUGCCAGCAGGGAUGACCUCAGUUGGUACGAGAAAAACGAGCUGGAGAUCAUCAUGUCUCUGCUGGGCCUGGUGUGUCCUCCUCUGUUUGAGACCAUCGCUGAGCUGGAGGAGUACCACCCCCGUAUCGCCCUCAAGUGGCAGCUGGGGAGAAUCUUCGCCCUUUUCCUGGGGAAUCUGUACACCUUUCUGUUCGCCCUGUUCGAUGAGGUCAACACCAAGUUGGAGCUGGAGGGCUCCAUCAGGAACGCGUCUCUCUGGAACAUGAAGGAGUACUACGCCAACUUCACCCUCAACUCCAACGACACCGAGGCCACGCCCCCGCCCAUGCACCCCUCUGACAUCAUCAGAGGACCCUGCUGGGAGACGGGCGUGGGCAUAGAGUUUGUGAAGCUGACGGUCUCUGACAUCCAGGUCACCUACCUGACCAUCCUGAUCGGGGACUUUGCCCGAGCGGUCAUCGUCCGUUUCCUCAACUACUGCUGGUGCUGGGACCUGGAGGCCGGCUUUCCCUCCUAUGGGGAAUUUGACAUCAGUGGCAACGUGUUGGGCCUGGUCUUCAACCAAGGCAUGAUUUGGAUGGGGGCGUUCUACGCCCCGGGGCUGGUGGGGAUCAACGUGCUGCGGCUGCUCUCCUCCAUGUACUACCAGUGCUGGGCGGUGAUGGCCACCAACGUGCCCCACGAGAGGGUCUUCAAGGCCUCCAAGUCCAACAACUUCUACAUGGGCCUGCUGCUGCUCAUCCUCUUCCUCAGCCUGCUGCCCGUGGUCUACACCAUCAUGACCCUGCCGCCCUCCUUCGACUGCGGGCCCUUCAGUGGGAAGGCCAAGAUGUUUGACGUGAUCAUGGAGACCAUCGACCUGGACCUGCCCGCCUUCCUCGGGACGCUGUUCAGCUACGCGGCCAACCCAGGGCUGAUCAUCCCCGCCGUGCUGCUCAUGGUACUGGCCAUCUACUAUCUGAAUUCGGUGUCGGAGGCCUAUCAAGGGGCCAACAUGGAACUGAAGAAGAAGAUGCAGAUGGCCCGGGACGAGGAGAAGAACCGUAGGAACAACACGGAGAGCACCGACCAGGUGCAGAAGGACCUGGAGGACCUGCUGCCCAACCGCUCGCUGGCGCCGGAGCCCGAGAAGGAGGAGCCGCCCCCCAAGCCCACUAAGGUGAAGCCGGGGGCCGCCGGCAAGAAGGACCUGCAGAAGGACGUGACCCUGGCCUCGCCCAACCCCAACGUACGGGGGCCUGUGAACCGCCCGCCCGGCCCCAGGGGACCCGGACCGAUGCCUGGCCACCCGGGGGGGCCUGGCCCGGGGGGGAGAGGCCAAGGGAGGCCAGGGCCCCCUCCACGAUAAGGAGGAGAAGAGUGUGGAGAGAUCUCCC